Molecule: messenger RNA, 861 nt
Organism: Danaus chrysippus (African queen)
Lineage: Eukaryota; Metazoa; Arthropoda; Insecta; Lepidoptera; Nymphalidae
Source: the annotation of a GenBank genome assembly
AUGGGUUUAGCAACUGUGAUAGAAAAUGAAGCUCAUUUCCAGUCUGAAAUGGCUAAUGCUGGAACUAAGUUGGUUGUAGUAGAUUUUACAGCAACCUGGUGUCCACCGUGCCAGCGUAUUGCUCCAUUCUUUGAACAGCUCCCAGCUCAGUUCCCACGUGCUGUAUUUCUCAAAGUCGACGUAGAUAGAUGCGCCGAAACAGCCAGUGCACAGGGUAUCAGUGCGAUGCCUACAUUCAUAUUUUACAGAAAUCGUACAAGAAUUGACCGGCUGCAGGGCGCCGAUACUACAUCUUUAGUAAAUAAAGUAAGACAGUACUAUGGCACCGAAGAUAGUGGUGACGACGACAAUUCUGUUGCUGGACAUAUGGAUUUGAAUACAUUCAUUGUAAAGAAUGAAUGUGAAUGUCUGAAUGAAGCUGAUGACCAUCCACUAUCACAUGCACUCACAAGUGGUGGCGGGUACUUGGCUAGCGACUGUGAUGAACAACUCAUCAUAAAUAUUUCAUUCAACCAGGUAGUGAAACUUCAUUCAAUCAAAAUGAAAGCACCAAGUGACAAGGGUCCAAAAUCUGUGAAAGUGUUCAUUAAUCAGCCGAGGACACUUGAUUUUGAUCAGGCUGCUGGAAAUGCAUCGGUUCAGGAUUUGGAGAUAUCUUCAAGUGAUUUAGAAGGUAACCCAGUACCAUUGAAGUUUGUCAAGUUCCAGAGCGUUCAGAACAUUCAAUUGUUUAUUAAAGACAACCAGUCGGGAGAUGAAGUAACACAAAUUGACCACUUAGCUUUCUAUGGGUCACCGAUUUCAACAACCAACAUGGGUGAAUUCAAGAGAGUCGCCGGUAAAAAAGGAGAAAGUCACUAG